CCUUAAUGACAACCAGGAAGUAACCGGGCAUAUAGCCCGGGUUCGUCACUUAUUGGGUCCCCUUGAAACAUUUCCGUUGUGGUCUGUGCAGCGCUUUUCUCUAUUUGUCUGAUGGUCUGAUUUCACUUGCUUAAAGUGAGAUGCAAGUCAACUGUGUUCCAGGACAGAGCUGAUGUAAAUAUAUUGAAACAAAAAAUGGGAGGGUCAAGAUCUCAACCAGAUCAACCAAAACCAAAUCCAGAACUGGAUAAACCAUGGAGAAAAUUUGUCUGGGGACAGAAAGAAGCUCUGAAAAAGAAGCUGGAAAACUUCUCUCCGAGUGAUUCAGAUGUAAACAACAUCAAGAUCCUGGUAGCUGGACAAGUUGGAGCAGGAAAGUCCAGUUUUAUCAACUCCAUCGAUAGUGUCUUUCAAGGACGGAUCUCCUCUAGAGCGCUAGUUAGUUCAGCUGAUGGUGACAGUCGUAGUUUCACACAAAAGCUCAAAGGAUUCACCAUCAGAAGUGGGAGAAAAACUUUGCCUUUCGUCUUCAAGGAUAUAAUGGGCUUAGAAGCUGAAGCUUUGGCUGGGUCACAAACAGAUGACAUCAUCAAUGCUGUGUUUGGCCAUGUGAAGGACGGCUAUAAAUUCAACCAGGAGCAGGCACUCACUUAUAAGGAUCAGCAUUACACCAGUGACCCUACCCUCUCCGAUCAGGCUUUCUGCCUGGUUUAUGUCAUAGCCGCAGAUACAGUCCAACUCACAGAUGAUAAACUUAUUGACAAGUUGAAGAUCAUCCGCAAGAGAAUCAGUGAUCAGGGGAUUCCUCAAGUGGUUGUCAUGACCAAAGUGGAUAAAGCAUGUCCGCUGGUCAACAAGGAUCUAAGGAAGAUCUACACUAGCAAGAAGAUCAAAGAGAAGAUGGAGUUGUGCAGCACCAAAAUAGGUGUGCCAUUGUCAAACAUCUUCCCAGUGAAGAACUACCACGAGGAGAUUGACACAGAGGAUGACAUUGAUGUUCUGAUACUAAAGGCACUUGAACAGAUUGUUCAGAUUGCAGAUGAUGGAUUGUUGGACAGAGAAAGCUACUAAUUUUAGGAAGAUUGUGAAUUAAAAUGACUAUAAAGAGGAUUAUGUUUUGUGUUUAGUUUUCAAAUAUAUCUACAGUCGGGUUCAAAAUCAAUGAAAAUCUGGGACUCAAAAACUAAUGUAAACCUGAAAAUUAAUAAACAAUUUUCAAUUUCUGAAUCUUUCUAAGUUAUGAUGCAAAAUCUUUCUCCAUUUAACAACAUUAAAACUAUUAAAUUACAUAAAUAGUAUGGGAAUAAUGCAGUGACACUGCUUUUUGUGUUUUAGAUUCUUCAAAACAUUUAUGAACAAAAUAACUUUUGCUUAUUGAGAUGUGUUGAAUAAAUCCCAUUUAAUCUUGAAUUUUUCUUGACCAUACAUGUAUUCAGUCUGUACUAAAACAGUGAAUUGGGGUAUCUGGAGCAAUGGGAAUUCAGAUUGAGAGAAAGCAUAACUUCUGGAAAUUCAUGUUGAAAUAUAUUCUCCUCUUGGCAUUUCACCUCUGUUAGCUUGUUUCCCAGUCUAGCUUCCUAAUAAAUCUGCCAAUGUUUACUAUGAAUAUUGUUGGUUCUGUGACAAAUGCAUACAUAUAAAUUGAAAUGUAAAUUGAAAUUGAGGAAGAAAUAAAUUUAGCUUUGAGGAUUUUA
This is a messenger RNA of Ctenopharyngodon idella (grass carp), 1694 nucleotides long. Its product is annotated as interferon-induced protein 44-like. The transcript is spliced from 8 exons. The record is from RefSeq and is a predicted model, not a curated record. Lineage: Eukaryota; Metazoa; Chordata; Actinopteri; Cypriniformes; Xenocyprididae. Bases 196 to 1071 code for a protein of 291 amino acids.